Molecule: messenger RNA, 1026 nt
Organism: Prorocentrum cordatum
Lineage: Eukaryota; Dinophyceae; Prorocentrales; Prorocentraceae
Source: the annotation of a GenBank genome assembly
AUGGUCAAAGACCGCAUGUUGCGCAUCGUCAACACCAAGUUCGGGAGUGGCCGCCUGGUGCUCAUCGGCGGCAUCCAGCUGAACAUGCCGUACCCGGAGUUCGACGACCAUUUCCUCCCGCUCAUGUUCGAAGUUCGCCAGGAGGGGGAGGCCACCAUCGACCUCAUGGAUACGUUUUCGAACAUUUCUACCCAGCAGGACUUGACGCGGUCGCCGUGGGCUUCGGUCGGGGCACAGCGCGAGGUGUUCGCAUGGAUGUCAUGGAGCCCGCCCGCGCAAUCGCCCGUGUACCAGUCGCUGCACAAGUUCUUCCCAGGCGCCCUCCCAGGCGAGGCGGUUCACCGCCGGUCCAUGCAGGUUCUGCUGAAGUACGGGUUCACCUCCGAGAACACCCUGCUGGGCACCUCGUUCUGCCCGGACGAGAUCAACAAUCAGUCUGACUGCAUGGCCGUGUAUUUGCAGGACUACUGGGGCGAGGUGUUCCCCAUGGGCGGCAUCAGUGGCACACCGUUCACGGGCAAGACCGGCUUCGGGGCGUUCUCCAGCCACGUCGCCGACGAGGGCAACAUUUUGGUCGCCUUCGGACCCCACGUCGGCAUCUCCGAGGACGGCGAGGUGGGCAAGAUCCCGCGCAAGGGCCAGGCAAAGAUCUCCUCGGCGUGCGGGGCAGUGAUUGGCGCCUACAAUGCGUGCCAGAGCGGGUGGACUGAGGACAGCACGGACGAGGAAAGCUACGACAUGCAGAUGGACUUCUGCAAGCGUCAGAUCGCACCCCACUCCGAGGCCAUUUCGAGGACCGAGAAUCCGAUGGCCGCGCUGUCCCACCAGUCCUACUACAUGGUCAAGGACAGCAUGAUGCAGUCCGUCAACACCAAGUUCGGGAAUGGCUAUCUGUGCCUGCUCGGCGGCAUCCAGAUUAAUUUGCCCCCCGGCAUCCCAGAUCACUUCUACCCGGUGACCUUCGAGCUGCGCAAAGAGGGUGAGCCGACCAUCGAUCUGAUCAGGGAGAUGCGCGAGUUCAGUUAA